AUGUCGCGGAGGAAACAAGCCAAGCCGCAACACUUUCAGUCCGACCCUCUGCUACCCGGAGCCGGCCACAAUGGGCACACUGAACUUUGCUCUGAGGACCCCCCCUGCAAGGAGUCCGACGCCCACGUCUGCAACAGAUGUUGUGCCGAGUUCUUUGAACUGUGCGAGCUCGAGGAGCACCAGAAAAAUUGCACUAAAAAUCAGCUUGUCCUGAUUGUGAAUGAAAGUCCAGCCUCCCCCGCUGGAACCUUCUCGCCCGGGUCCCCUCCCGUUAAUUCCGACGACCAGAUGAAUGACACCGCUAAUACCACUGAUCAGGCGGAGUGCGGCGACCUUUCUGAGCCCUGCGCGCUGGAAAAAGACGAAUCCAUGGAUGUGGACGUCUCAGGGAUGAGCAGCGGCCACGAAGAGGAAGGCGGUCAUGUGGAGAGUGGGAGCCCCAGCGAUACAGUGGGAAGCCUGAGUGGCAAGGGCACGGCCGGGCCUGCGGUUGGUACUUCUGCUAUUUCUGCCCCCCUCCCUCAACUCAGCAACCUGGCCGAGCUCGGAAACUUUUCCAUGAUCAACAGCAACGUCAUUAUCGAAAACCUGCAGAGCACCAAAGUGGCUGUGGCUCAGUUCUCCCAGGAGGCACGUACUUCCGGGGGACCCCGGGUGGCGGUGCCUGCUCUGAUGGAACAGCUCCUUGCUCUGCAGCAACAGCAAAUCCACCAGCUGCAACUUAUAGAGCAAAUUCGUCACCAAAUAUUACGUCUGGCCUCCCAGUCCCCAGAAAUGCAGGUUCCAACGACCUCAGCUCCAGGAGCGAUGGGGCCCGCCACUGCCAGCCCGCUGGCUACGUUAAGCUCCCAUCUCUCGCAACAGCUGGCUGCAGCCGCAGGCCUCGCACAGAAUCUGGCCAGUCAGUCGGCCAGCAUUAGCAGCCUAAAGCAGCUCGCUGCUGCGGCACAGCUACCUCAGUCAAACAGAGAGAGCAGCAGUGAGACAUCUCGGAGCAUUAGCAACGUGGGCCCGUCUACCAGCAAUGCCCAACCCCCAGAGAAAAGGCCUUGCCACGUCACUAACACCCCAAUGGCAAAGUCCACCACGCCGGUGUUCGGAAUCAGUAGUUUGCUAAGCUCAGCGGUGAAUCCCCUUCUACCUCAACCCCCGCCAGGAAACCCCAUGUUCUCCAGUUCGCUUCCGAGCGUCGGCACCACUGUUGAGGACCUCAACUCUCUAGCAACUCUGGUGCAGCAGCGGAAAGGCAAGGUGCCCAACGUUGCAUCGUUUGAGACCAAGAGUAGCUCGGAAGAGGCGUUCUUCAAACAUAAGUGCAGGUUUUGCGGCAAGGUGUUUGGUAGCGACAGUGCCUUGCAGAUCCACCUGCGCUCCCACACCGGCGAGAGGCCGUACAAGUGCAACAUCUGCGGCAACCGGUUCUCCACCCGUGGCAACCUGAAGGUGCACUUUCAGCGUCAUAAAGAAAAGUACCCACACAUCCAGAUGAACCCGUACCCCGUUCCCGAGCAUUUGGACAAUAUACCGACGAGCACUGGCAUUCCCUACGGUAUGUCAAUGCCCCCUGAGAAGCCGGUCACCAGUUGGCUGGAUAGCAAACCUAUCAUGCCCACUCUGACUUCCUCGGUCGGUAUGCUGCUUCCGCCGACCAUGCCCAGCCUUCCCCAUUUCAUCAAAAAGGAAGAUCACUCGAUAGCCAUAACUAACCUUCCGGUUCCUUCCACUACAAAUGACUCAGGUGCUUCUGAGCCUUCAACUAAAAGUAGCAGAGCAUCUGAAGAGGGCGAAGGUGCAACUCUGCCUACCUCAAAUGGGAAAACUGAAGAAGGUAGCCAUUCCUCAGGCUUUGUGACCAGUGUCAGCUCAGCUGCUGAGAGUGCCACCGAGUACGCCACAUCAAACAGCCCGCCCAUGUUGACCAAUCCGCUUAUGCCCCUCAUGUCAGACCAGUUCAAGGCAAAAUUCCCCUUUGGAGGAAUCCUGGAUCCCCUCCACGGCUCUGAGACUUCAAAGCUGCAGCAGCUUGUGGAGAACAUCGACAGGAAGGUGACAGACCCCAACGAGUGCGUCAUCUGCCACCGAGUACUGAGUUGUCAGAGCGCACUGAAAAUGCACUAUCGUACUCACACCGGGGAGAGACCCUUCAAGUGCAAGAUUUGCGGCCGAGCUUUUACCACCAAGGGGAAUCUAAAGACCCACUACAGUGUCCACAGAGCCAUGCCUCCUCUUCGAGUUCAGCACUCAUGCCCGAUAUGUCAAAAGAAAUUUACCAACGCCGUGGUGCUACAGCAGCACAUCCGCAUGCACAUGGGUGGACAAAUCCCCAACAAUCCUUUGCCCGAGAACUACCCAGAAUCCAUGGUCUCUGACACCGGCUCGUUUGACGAGAGAAACUUUGAUGACCUAGAUAACUUCUCUGACGACAAUAUGGAGGGGACGGAGGAAGGCCCCGACAGCAGCGUUCCCGACACGCCCAGGUCAGCAGACGCUUCGCACGACAGCCUGUGCGACUCCCCGGUUGCCCUUGAUGACGACGGACGUGAGCACGUCCAGGGUGUGGAUGCGGAGGAGCUACGAGAACUCAAAGGUGUGUCUAACGGCUUAGGAGAGGGCGAUUGUCUCACCAACGAUUCCUCAUCUCUUGGCGGGGACAUCGAAAGCCAAAGUGCUGGGAGCCCAGCUGUGUCCGAAUCUACCUCCUCCAUGCAAGCCCCGUCCCCUGCGGGCAUGCCGCAGCAGGCUCGCAGAUCACCAAGUUUGGAAGACAGGCAACAGAGGGCAUUCUCCAUGGAGCACACCGCUCUGCUACAGCCUCACCCUUGUAACAUCGGCGCCUUGGACCUGACGUCGGUCAACCCCUCCAAGGACACCCUGGGCAUGAUGUUCCCCUUCCGUGAGCGCAGCACAGCUAAGAACACAUCUUGUGACAUCUGCGGGAAAACAUUUGCAUGUCAGAGUGCCUUGGACAUCCACUACCGAAGCCAUACCAAAGAGCGACCUUUCAUUUGCACGGCCUGCAACAGGGGAUUCUCCACCAAGGGCAACCUCAAGCAGCAUAUGCUAACCCAUCAGAUGCGAGACCUUCCCUCGCAGCUCUUUGAGCCCUCUAACACCAGCCUGUCCUCCAGCCCCACACCCUCCAUGCUGUCUGUCGGCUCGCUCGGAAAGCCAGAGGUCAACGGCUUCCUGCACAGCCUCCACCCCGAGAGCAAGGACCCCACCUCCUCCUCCUCAUCCACCGCCGCUGUUUCUGCAACAGCAGCCACUGCCGGCAUGGUCACGUCGUCUGCCUCCACAUCACCCGUGCUGUCAGCCGCACCGCCCCGCCGGACGCCCAAGCAGCACUUCUGUAACACCUGCGGCAAGUGCUUCUCUUCAUCCAGCGCCCUGCAGAUCCACGAGCGUACGCACACUGGCGAGAAGCCCUUCGCCUGUAGCAUCUGCGGCCGCGCAUUCACCACCAAAGGAAACCUCAAGGUCCACAUGGGCACCCACAUGUGGAACAGCGCCCCUGCUCGACGAGGGCGCCGGCUUUCAGUAGACGGGCCCAUGGCCUUCCUGGGCGCCAACCCUGUCAAGUUCCCUGAGAUCUUCCAGAAGGACCCGGCUGCGGUGUCACGGGCUGGCGCCGGCGACCCGGCCAGCUUCUGGAACCAGUACGCCGCCGCCUUCUCUAGCGGCCUGGCCAUGAAGGCCAACGAGAUCUCCGUCAUCCAGGGCGGCGGCCUGCCGCCCAUGUCGGGCGCCGGCGUGGGCAACGGAGGCAGCUCGCCCGUCGGCGGCCUAACGGGCAGCCUGGACAAACUCCACAGCGCCGAACCCAACGCCGCCCUGGCCGGCCUGGAGCGGAUGGCCGGCGCGGAGAACGGCGCCCAUUUCAGGUUCACGCGAUUCAUGGAGGACAAUAAAGAAAUCGUCACUAAUUAA
This is a messenger RNA of Nerophis lumbriciformis (worm pipefish), 3927 nucleotides long. Lineage: Eukaryota; Metazoa; Chordata; Actinopteri; Syngnathiformes; Syngnathidae. The record is from RefSeq and is a predicted model, not a curated record.